Messenger RNA from Nicrophorus vespilloides, 762 nucleotides. RefSeq lists its product as uncharacterized. The coding region runs from base 439 to 747 and encodes 102 amino acids. The record is from RefSeq and is a predicted model, not a curated record. NCBI's taxonomy places the organism in Eukaryota, Metazoa, Arthropoda, Insecta, Coleoptera, Silphidae. The transcript has a single exon.
UAAUAGUUACCAUUAAUAGUUACUUUCUAUUAUGAAUGUUUCGAUAUUAUUUAUUUAUGUUGGUAUCUGUAAAAGUUGUCCGCGUGACUUUUGAGCUUUGAUGAUGAUGCCAUGACAACUUGUUUAUUUAUCAGUUUGUCGGCUGUCGAAAUUGCGUGAAGAAGAUGUUUCUAAAUUAUCCGUUUUAAGUUUUACUGUUAUUUGUUUUUUUUUUGGGUUAAUUGCUGUAGCGGUAGGUUGGUUGUGCAUUUUGCUAAACUAAAGAUGAUGACUACUUGUCACUGCGUCUGCUUCCGUAACGGAUUGAAUCAGGUGAGUGAUAAACUGUUUUGGUUUAUUAUUGCUUAAUUGUAAUUGUUGUUGUUGUUUCAGGAUGAGGAUGAUGAUGUGGAUGGUCGAGGUGCGACGGAAGUUGGCGGCGGUGGUGGUGAUGAUGGAAUGAAGAGGCGGAGGAAGAGGGCGCGCAGCAGGGAGCUGAGGGGCGGCGUCAACUACACGGGCUGCGAUUGCGGCAAGCUGAACGGGCUGCAGCACGAGUGUCGUCGGUCGGGGUGCCGGGGGUGUCCCGGCUGCUUCACCUAUCCACCGACCUGCGACCCGAGCGCCUUCACCAACGCCCGACACCUGCACAAGGUGAAGAAGUACAGGCUGAUCGAGCGACUCACUACGGAAAGACACCGCAACACCGACACCUCCAUCCGCUGUUGUCCUCAUACCUGUUGUCGCGAUGGCAACCAGCAGCAGUAAUCCCAAAGCCCCGGA